CAGAUAAGGUUGGCCUCCACGCUGGAGAAGCUCAGAGAGUAUACAGACCUCACUCCGGAGAGGCACCGAGAAAGAGAAGAGCUCUGCUCCAAACCAAAAAAAUAUUCAAAGUUUACAACUGUAUGAUUUCCGACCGCCGAAACUCUGAGAGCUUCAUCACAGCGCCAGAUAUAAGAUUUGUUUUUCCACUGAUUUUUAAUGAUCUUCCGACUAUAACUUCGCGGGAAGUUUGUUUCGGGACUCCGGGAGUGUAAACCCAUAAAAGAGGAGCGAGUCUGGAGUGGGAACCCGCCUGCUGGUGGUAUUCUUCUGACUUUAUAAUCCAAUCCACACUUUUUAUACAUCAGAAAAAUCAUCUGGAAGAAGACGCACCGAGGAGGGAGCGUGAGUGACUCGAGUUGAGCCACAAGAAACCAGGGAAAAAAAAGUUUUGGUUUCUCUUUCUAUGUCUACUAAGAUGGAAACUACUUUCUACGACGACUCUCUGAGCGCCGCGUUCUCGCAGCACGACGCCGCCGCGUUCGGAUACAACGCCAAGGUGCUGAAGCACAACAUGACCCUGAACCUGUCGGACCCGGGCAGCGCGCUCAAGCCGCACCUGCGGCCGAAAGCCAACGACCUGCUCACGUCGCCGGACGUCGGUCUGCUCAAGCUGGCGUCCCCCGAGCUCGAGCGCCUCAUCAUCCAGUCGAGCAACGGGAUGAUCACCACGACCCCCACUCCGACCCAGUUCCUGUGCCCUAAAAACGUCACGGACGAGCAAGAGGGCUUCGCAGAAGGUUUUGUGCGAGCGCUGGCCGAGCUCCAUCACCAGCACAUGCCGCCCAACAGCGUCACGACGACCCCUCAGACAACGAUCAACAACAACAACAGCAGCAGCAGCAGCUCCUCCAUGGCGCCCGUGUCGUCCAUGGCAGGUGGAGGUGUGUUCAGCACUACCGUGCGCUCCGACCCGCCGGUCUACGCCGACCUGAACACGUUUAACCCGGCCAUCACCACAGCACCGAGCUUCACCAGCGCCAAUCCUGCCAUGAGCAGCUACACCACCACCACGUCCAUGCCUCCACAGCAGCAACAGCAACAGCAGCAGCAGCACACCCUAGCCGUGCAGCACCCGCGCCUCCAGGCGCUCAAAGAGGAGCCGCAAACGGUGCCCGAGAUGCCCGGGGAGACCCCGCCACUCUCUCCCAUCGACAUGGAGAGCCAGGAGCGCAUCAAGGCCGAGCGCAAGCGAAUGCGCAAUCGCAUCGCCGCUUCCAAGUGCCGCAAGAGGAAGCUGGAGAGGAUCUCCCGCCUGGAGGACAAGGUCAAGACGCUCAAGUCGCAGAACUCGGAGCUGGCGUCCACAGCCAACCUGCUCCGCGAACAGGUCGCUCAGCUCAAGCAGAAAGUCAUGAACCACGUCAACAGCGGCUGUCAGCUCAUGUUAACGCAGCAGCUGCAGACAUUCUGAAAAUAAAAAAGGGACAUGUGGAGUUGUCGCGUAAGGGACUGAAAGGACACACAGACCAGGUCGGCAUCUCUACCGGCAAUAAAGUCCUCCAGGACCGGGGACUGUCUGACCGCGCGUUUUUACGCUCUGGUGCGUAAAAGGAAGUCCGGUUUGGAGCUGAAAGACUCCUCCGACUGCGCUCACUGGUGACCAUGACAUGACCUGGACAGCAUGAGAGCCUCGCACUGUUACACGUCGUUUCUUCUUCUUCUUCUUCUUUUUUUCCCUAAUGACAAAAAAAAGAGACUCAAUCUUGCUCACCUUUUGACCAAGUUGUGCAUGGACCUAAGCUUCUCCAGGAGCACUCAGUAUUAGAAGAAAAAGAGAACUGUGAUUAGGGACGAUGAAACCUGCACCGAAAGCGAAGAAAAAAACAUUUUUGUUUUAUUUUGUUUUUGACAAAAGCUGCCUGACCUUCUGAGUUGCAAUGUACCUUUACUGCUCUUAAACUGAAUGAAAUUCACGUUGAGUUAGUCGAGCUUCAGCAGUUUUCUAUUUCUCAAGGUUUUUUAAUGAGGUUUCACUCAUUGUUAUGUGUAAAUAAAUACAGAGUACUUAAGUUUACCAUUUGUAAUAAAAAGUACUACAUCAUUUUUUUUAAUGUUUGUUUUCUGGAUUCAUCAGAAACUAAUCAAUAUUUAUGAACUGUAAUAAAAGUAUGUUGAACCAAAA
This is a messenger RNA of Silurus meridionalis, 2164 nucleotides long. It is a transcript of the gene jun, whose product is annotated as Jun proto-oncogene, AP-1 transcription factor subunit. Gene Ontology annotation, cellular component: transcription regulator complex. The transcript has a single exon. Gene Ontology annotation, biological process: regulation of cell cycle; regulation of cell population proliferation; regulation of transcription by RNA polymerase II. The coding region runs from base 446 to 1453 and encodes 335 amino acids. The record is from RefSeq and is a predicted model, not a curated record. NCBI's taxonomy places the organism in Eukaryota, Metazoa, Chordata, Actinopteri, Siluriformes, Siluridae. Gene Ontology annotation, molecular function: RNA polymerase II cis-regulatory region sequence-specific DNA binding; DNA-binding transcription factor activity, RNA polymerase II-specific; transcription factor binding.